UCGAUAUGACGUAGGUAAAGCCUGGACACCCACAAUGCAUCACGGCGCGCCAAACUCGAGAUCUGUCAAUAAGCAUAAAUUAGUUCGCGAUAGCUUAUAGCUCACGGAAUAAAAAAAAUGAGCAAAAAAGACAACGGAGGUUUAACAGUCAUAUUUGCUUACCUGAACGAGAAGAACCGUCCUUACAGUGCCCAAGAUGUCUUUAACAAUUUACAGAAGCAGCACGGCCUGGGAAAGACGGCUGUGGUUAAAGCCAUGGAACAGUUGGCACUGGAAGGGAAGAUCAAAGAGAAAACCUACGGGAAGCAAAAGAUCUACUUUGCUGAUCAGGCCCAGUUUGCAGAGGUGAGUGAGGCAGAUCUGAAGGCCAUCGACAGUCGCAUCUCUGACCUCAGCACACAGGUGCAGGUUAUCUCUCAGGGCUGCAGACAACUGGACACAGAGCUGAAGGAGCUCAACAGCUCCCUGACCACAGAGGAAAUGAUAUCAGAGAUCCAGGAGCUGAAAGAAGUGUGUUCUGGUUACAGGGAGAAUCUGGAGAAGAUCAAGUCAGCGACCAAUCAUGUCACACCAGAGCAGAAGGAGAUGGUUUACAAGGAGAGACAUCUCUACGUGAAAGAGUGGAAGAAGAGGAAGAGACUGGCAGCUGAUAUGAUGGGUUCCAUUUUGGAGGGAUACCCCAAGACCAAGAAGCAAUUUCUGGAAGAAGUUGGUGUGGAGACUGAUGAGGACUGUAAAGUGACUAUGCCAAGUACCUGACAGAAUGUUGGAGGAUCUUUGUUUACUUUGACUUGAAUGUCAAUUCUGAGGGAGUAUUAUGCCAUCAAAACUCAUUCCAAGAAUAA
Messenger RNA from Oncorhynchus tshawytscha (Chinook salmon), 845 nucleotides. It is a transcript of the gene psmc3ip, whose product is annotated as PSMC3 interacting protein. Gene Ontology annotation, molecular function: double-stranded DNA binding; recombinase activator activity. Gene Ontology annotation, cellular component: condensed nuclear chromosome; DNA recombinase auxiliary factor complex. Gene Ontology annotation, biological process: meiotic strand invasion involved in reciprocal meiotic recombination; meiotic joint molecule formation; homologous chromosome pairing at meiosis. The transcript is spliced from 8 exons. Lineage: Eukaryota; Metazoa; Chordata; Actinopteri; Salmoniformes; Salmonidae. The record is from RefSeq and is a predicted model, not a curated record. Bases 118 to 759 code for a protein of 213 amino acids.